Sitophilus oryzae (rice weevil) is the source of this 2894-nucleotide messenger RNA. RefSeq lists its product as uncharacterized. NCBI's taxonomy places the organism in Eukaryota, Metazoa, Arthropoda, Insecta, Coleoptera, Curculionidae. Gene Ontology annotation, molecular function: DNA binding. The transcript is spliced from 3 exons. Gene Ontology annotation, cellular component: nucleus. Bases 197 to 2467 code for a protein of 756 amino acids. The record is from RefSeq and is a predicted model, not a curated record.
UUUAGGGUAGAGUGGGGCACGUUCGGACAUGGGGCACCUCCGGACAUUUUAAAUUUACCGCUUUCCAAAACUAAAUACGUUUUCGCAUUUUAACAGGUGGUAAUAGUGGUUCUUUCAUGUUGCGAGCUAAAAUUUUGUGCCGGUACCUAAAGAAAUCUUAAAGUUAUUACCGAAAUAAAUAUAUAGUGACCUCAAGAUGGUUAGAAACUAUGUUAGGAAGCGAAACGAACCCGUGGUUUCCGAAGCAAAAAUUCGAACAGCGGUUCUAGAUGUACUACAAAAUAAAAUUUCCAUACGUAUUGCUAGCACUAAACAUGGGGUGAAAAAAUCAACGCUUCAAGACAGAGUUAAAAAAGCCAGGACUGCCAGGGGACAAAAUGCCUUUUCUGAUUCUGGAAAUGAGAGUAGUGAUGAGGAUUCGUUGCCAAGUAUUGGCUUAUCAAAAUAUGCGACAAGGCAAGUAUUUUCUGUGCCUGAAGAAAAUGAGCUAGAAUCAUAUCUUAAGCAAUCAUCACAAAUUUUAUAUGGUUUGACCUAUCAGGCAACUCGCAAAUUAGCUUAUGAAUAUGCAGUUAAAUUAGGAAAACAUUUUCCUCAACAAUGGAAAACAAAUGAAAUAGCUGGUGUCGAAUGGAUGCGCUCAUUUAUGAAGCGGCAUCCAAGGCUAUCAUUAAGGAAGCCCGAAAACACCAGUGUGGCACGUGCGUCAGCAUUUAACAAAUAUAAUGUUGAAGACUUUUUUAAGAAUUACUCUGAUGUGCAAAUUAAAUACGGGUUUCUUCCUAAUCGUAUUUGGAAUACGGAUGAGACUGGUAUAUCCACAGUAAUUCAGGCUCCCAAAGUAGUUGCAGAAACUGGUAAAAGAGUUGUAGGACAAUGUGUUUCUGGAGAAAGGGGCACAUUAGUUACAUUUUGCGGCAUUAUAUCUGCUACAGGUAACACAAUUCCCCCAAUGUAUAUAUAUCCUCGGGUUCGAAUAAAAAAACAUUUUUUGAAUGGUUCAACUCCUGGUGCCAUAGGGUACGGCUCAAAGUCUGGGUGGAUGACUGCUCAGUUAUUUGUAAGAUUAUUAGGACAUAUCAGCAACCAUACUCAGAGCAGUCCAACGAAUCCCAUACUUUUGUUAAUGGACAACCAUGAGACUCAUGUGUCAGUGGAGGCUAUUAAUUAUUCCAGGGAUCAUGGUAUUGUACUGUUGUCAUUCCCGCCACACUGUACACAUAAGAUGCAGCCUCUUGACAAAGCAGUGUAUGGACCAUUUAAGCAAAAAUGCAAAGUCUCUUUUAAUGAUCAUAUCCUGAACAAUCCAGGAGCACCGAUAACAAUUUAUGACAUCGCUAAGCUGACGUCAGAACCCUAUCUUCAAAGUUUUACACCAAAAAACAUUACAAGCGGAUUUUCAAGCACCGGUUUGUGGCCCAUUAAUAGGCUUAUUUUCUCUGACAGUGACUUCUUUGGAGCCUACGCCACAGACCGGCCUCAACCUGAAAGUACCGGAGAUCUUACGUCACAGCCGAACGACCAUCUUAAUCAACCAUCUACAUCUUUCAAUCAUUCAAUUAACAGUUCCAAUAUUCCGUCCACCUCUUCUGAUCAUCCGCCUUCCGCUUCUGAUCAUCUUACAUCUUUAAAUGAUGUGUCCGUUCAUUGUGUAACCAAUGAAGUUAAAACAACAGCCAUGAUUCGUUCAAUAAUUGAUGAAAUCAUCGAUGUAGUAACAAAACCACCUGUUAAUAUUAUUUCUGUGCAUCCUAUUGUUAAGCCAUCAGAUGUUAAAUCGUUCCCAAAAGCACCGCCACGAAAAACUAACAGGAAAUCUCGUAUAGGAAAAUCUAGAAUUUACACAAGCACCCCAGAGAAAAUUCGAGUUGAAGAAUUAGAAGACAUUAGAAGGCAAAAACUAGACAAGAGUGAAACCAAAAAAAAGUUAGUGAUUCAAACAAGCGUAACAAAAUUGAAAAAAAAAUCCCUAAAAACCAAACUAAAUGUUCAAGAGAAGCAAACUAAAAAGACUUUAAGAAAAGUAACGAAAAGAGCUAACGAAAGUCCCACAUCUUCAGAUUCUGAAUCAGAAUAUUUUAAAGCAAUGAAAAAGAAAAACAGAUUCCUCGAGUCUCCAUCUGACUCGGAUACUGGCAUGGAAUCUGACUGCGAUGAAUUCACUAAACUUCUAGAUGACGAGACAAUUUCAUGUGACGACUUUGUUCUUGUAAGAUUCCCCACAAAAAAAACAGUUGUGUAUUAUGUCGGACAAGUAAUAGAGCUUGCAGAAUACGGCGAGUUUGUUAUAAAAUAUUUGAGGCACUCGCAGAACCGUUUCCAUUUUCCUUUUGUGGAUGAUAUUUCAAAUGUCGCAAGAUGUGACAUAGAGUCAAAACUGCCCAAACCAAAUACAGUUGCUGGGAAUGCUCGCUUGGCUAGUUUUUUAAAAUUUAACGUUAAUUUUAGUUCUUUUAAUUUAAAAUAACCCACUAUUUAACAGAAACUUAUUCAUUUAUGUUAUUAUUAUUGUUUUUUCUUGUUAUUAAUAUUAGGAAUUUAAUUUUGUAGGUUUAAGUGCUAAAUUUCCUAUGUGUUUACAUGUUUAUUUUUGAAGUUCCUUUAGGUUAUAAGUUUUUAUGUUACUAAAUAAUGAUAUUUCAAAGAAAAAAGUGUUUGUGAAGUAUAUGUCCGGAUGUACCCCAUGGGUGUCCAAAACUGCCCCACCAUGGGGCACCUUUGGACAAAUGCAACACAUUUGUAAUUUUAAUUUUUUCAAAAAACGAUGCAGGUUUUAUUGGCAUCUGCUAAAUUAUUGGUUUUAAAACAUAUCAACCAAGCUAUUGCCAUCUCUAAAACAUUUAAUUUGGCAAAAAUAAAAGUAAAAUAUCACCUUAUCCAAAACCGUCCGAACC